Molecule: messenger RNA, 1431 nt
Organism: Antrostomus carolinensis (chuck-will's-widow)
Lineage: Eukaryota; Metazoa; Chordata; Aves; Caprimulgiformes; Caprimulgidae
Product: complement receptor type 1
Exons: 12
Coding region: 1-1431 (476 amino acids)
Source: RefSeq, a predicted model, not a curated record
AUGGCGCUGCGCUGGCUCUGCGCGAUGCUACUGGCACUGCCCGGCGUUUGGGGUGUCUGCCAGCAGCCGCCGCGGUUUGUCUUUGCCGAGCCCCCCACGCCCCUCAAGGAGUCCUACCCCACCGGGAUCGAGCUGAGAUACAAGUGUCGCCCGGGGUACGUGAUGGCCAGCGGCAAGUCCCCCAAGGUCACCUGCCUCUCCAACUCCAGCUGGUCAGCGACCUCUGACUUCUGCAUCGGAAAGUCGUGUGGUCUACCGGACAUCAGGAAUGGCAAGUUCAACUACACAACCAACCUCCUGUUUGGGGCAACGAUCACCUACACCUGUAACAUCGGGUACCGAUUAGUUGGGAAGCCGUCUGCACAAUGUGUACUUAAAGACAAAGAAGUUUAUUGGGAUAACAUUCCAGAGUGUGACAGUAUCCCCUGUUCACCACCUCCUGUGAUUGAGAAUGGGCAGCUCAUCAACGGAGACAGAGACUUCACCUUUGGCAUGGCUGUAAGCUACAGCUGUGACAGAGAUUUUGCUCUUAUUGGAAAUGCCACAAUUCACUGUACGGUGGAUGAUAACCUCGAGGGAAUGUGGAGCGGUCCAGCCCCUGAAUGCAAAGUGGUCAGAUGUGAAAAUCCAAAAGUGAAAAAUGGGAAAAGAUUGUCUGGCUUUGGCACUAAGCACACGUAUAAGAAUACAGUGACCUUUGGGUGUAAUCCUGGUCACUUGCUCAAUGGUAGUGGUGUUGUUACCUGUGAAGCAGACAGUACCUGGAAGCCACCUCUGCCAACAUGUGACCCAAUCUACUGUGGUCCUGCCCCACAGUUCCUUUUUGCUGAGAGUGAAAGGGCUGUAGGUGACAGCUCUCUUGCUGGAACUAAGCUGAUGUAUCGAUGUAAACCGGGUUAUACUGCAGCACAUGGAAUGUCCUCUGUUGUCACUUGUCUGAGUGAUGGAACUUGGUCUGCAGACCCAGACUUCUGUAUACGACAGGAAUGUCCUCAUCCCAUGAUAGAGAACGGGGAUGUGAUUGCAGACAAUUUCUUGUUUGAGACAGUCGUGACAUUCAUCUGUCAUUCUGGGUAUGAAUUAAAGAAAUCUUCUGCCAAGUGCGUGGUAUCAGGAGAUGGAGUUGACUGGGAUACAGCACCUCCAUACUGUAAAAGGCAGUUCCCUGACGUUCUCUGUGGAGAGCCCCCCACAAUCGACAAUGGGAUGCACAAUGGUGGAAAGGACACAGAGUUUGUCCACGGCUCCACUGUAGCUUACAAAUGCAAUGAUGGCUUCAUCCUUGUUGGGGAGGCUUUUCUUCAGUGUAUUGCAAGAGAUCAAUACAGUGGAGUCUGGAACAAGCCCCCUCCUGAAUGCAGAGGUGGAGCAAACAUCAUCAUUGUUGGAAUCUUGCCCCUCCUCCUGGCAAUGCUGGUUAUGAACAUCUAG